Molecule: messenger RNA, 2834 nt
Organism: Acyrthosiphon pisum (pea aphid)
Lineage: Eukaryota; Metazoa; Arthropoda; Insecta; Hemiptera; Aphididae
Gene: bi
Product: T-box transcription factor bifid
Exons: 11
Coding region: 747-2834 (695 amino acids)
Biological process (GO): cell fate specification; positive regulation of DNA-templated transcription; regulation of transcription by RNA polymerase II
Cellular component (GO): chromatin; nucleus
Molecular function (GO): DNA-binding transcription factor activity, RNA polymerase II-specific; RNA polymerase II cis-regulatory region sequence-specific DNA binding
Source: RefSeq, a predicted model, not a curated record
UCGCGUCCAACACGCACACGCACACUCGCAAGCGCGUGACGUAUACACAAACACAAAUCCACGCACACACACGGCGCGCCCGCACAGUACGUCGACGCGAGCUCUGUAGGUGUGUGUAUAUGUGUGUGUGUGUUGACGCCGUUGCGUGAAACCGUCGACGCUUGCCGAUUGGCCGGGCCGGUCUCGACCAAUCCGGACGCGACUCUCAUUAACACUCGGACCGGGGCGUCGGUGUUGUCACAUCGCCGCCGCCGCCACACAGUCAGUCGGCACCGAGCGCGCUAACCGUUGUCGUCGUCGUCGUCAUCGUUGUCGUUGUUGUGGUCGUAGUAGUAGUGUGGCGAGUCGUCUCUACACGGCCCCCCCGUGUUUGCACAUUAUCGCGCGCACACACCACCGUCAUAGUUAUUUACGUUAAUACAUAAACACAUAAUAUUUAUAAUCGUUGCGUUUAAUAUUAUAAUAUUUUUAAAAGUUUUUCGCGUUCGAAAACACUCGUCGAAACCGCGUGUGAACAACAACAGUCGACCGUCUCGCGUGUGAUAAUCGACAUAAUAUUUGUCUGAAAUAACAUCGAUAAAAAAUAAUAUCGUGAAGAAAAUAUAAAUUUCCUUGUGUAUUGAAUUUUUUUUCCUUUUCCGUACUCCGUCAAUCACUCGCGGUAAACAUUUGUGAAUGCUCGUGCAGGAGUCUGGUCCACCGUAGUGGCUGGGUCAAACGGUAACGGCGUGGACGGCGUGGCUGUUAUGCGGUUCGAGCAAGCGGACCUCAGGUGCCGGUCACCCCGUGGGGCACCGGACACCCCGCAAACCGCUGCCGCUAUGACCGGUGGCCAACGUUCACCAGACACAUCGUACACGGCGGCCCGUGCGUCGUCCACCGACUUUUCCGUCAGCUCAUUGCUGACUAACAAUAACAACAACAGCAGCGGCGGCGCGCCGCCGUCUACAGUCCAGCAGCAGGCCGGUGGCCAGCAACAGCAGUAUCCGCCGCCGCCACCGCCACCACCCGGUCUGUCGGCCGCAGCGGCCGCCGCGUACGCCAUGGGCGCCUGUUAUCCGGGCACCAUGAUACCCAUGCCAAAGAUGCACCAUGGGCCGCAUCACCCCGGCGCCGGUAGCUAUCCGGCUGAAGAGAUGCUCGCGUUGGCCGCGGCCGUCGCGCACGGCGUACACCAUCCGCACCCGGCGGCCGCGCUACCCCGGUCUGUGGUCAGGCCCGAAGAUGACGGUGUUGUCGACGAUCCCAAGGUCACGUUGGAGGGCAAGGAUCUGUGGGAAAAGUUCCACAAGCUCGGCACCGAAAUGGUCAUCACCAAAUCUGGCAGGCAAAUGUUUCCCCAGAUGAGGUUUCGGGUGAGCGGUUUGAACCCAAAAACCAAGUACAUCUUGUUGCAGGACAUUGUGGCGUCAGACGACUACCGGUAUAAGUUCCAUGACAGGCGGAUGUUCCCCGCUUACAAAGUCCGAGUUAUGGGGCUUGACAAAAAGGCCAAAUACAUACUGCUAAUGGACAUCGUGGCCGCCGACGACUGUCGCUAUAAGUUCCACAACAGGUACAAAAACCGAUGGAUGGUGGCCGGAAAAGCUGAUCCGGAAAUGCCCAAGCGAAUGUACAUACAUCCCGAUUCCCCGUCGACUGGCGAACAGUGGAUGCAAAAAGUCGUGUCGUUUCACAAGCUAAAACUCACCAACAAUAUAUCUGACAAACACGGAUUUGGUUUAAAUCAGUUUUCGCUACAGACCAUAAACAGACCUAUCAACCGUUUCCACAGAUUUCCAGAGACCAUAUUGAACUCGAUGCACAAAUACCAGCCACGUUUCCAUCUAGUCAGAGCCAACGACAUUAUCAAGUUGCCGUACUCAACUUUCCGUACGUACGUGUUCAAGGAAACCGAGUUCAUCGCCGUCACGGCUUAUCAAAACGAAAAGAUAACUCAGUUAAAAAUCGACAACAAUCCGUUCGCCAAAGGGUUCCGGGACACCGGUGCCGGUAAACGAGAAAAAAAGCAAGCAAUGUUAACGGCUCAGCGACACGGUGGCCAAACGGUCCAAAGCCAGGACGAAAAGCCCUCGGGUUCAGAUCACGAGGACGACAAACCACUGGAUGUGGUCGGUGGAGGCGACCCUGACUCACCAAUUUCUGCCCACCACCACCACCAUCACCACCAACCCCACCAACCCGGUUCGUGGUUUUCGGGAUUGGCUGAUGGUAGUUUGCUCCUUGAGGACGCUAUGAGGAGGCGCCUUGCCGGUCACCCGGCCCUUCACCACGCAGCAUUCCUGCAACACCAUCAUCACCAACAAGCUCACCAGCAGGAAAUUGACAGCGAACAAGAAAGCAGUUGUUCCGAAUCAGGACGGGAAAGAAUGAACUCACCGUCUGACAAGGAGUCAGCUGGUCCUUCUGGACCCGGACACAGUCCUAUCGACUACCCAUUACCGAACGUUUCAUUCGGACCACCGCUCCCAACGUCGCCGCACCUAUUGCCGUACUUGUAUCCAGGCAUGUACCCCGGUGGCCCUGGCCUGGGAGGUCCGCUUUGCCCGUCUGCGCUCAGUCCCACCACCAAUCUGCUGUUCAAUGCUCAGCUGGCGCUGGCCGCUCACCACCCGGGGUCGCUGUUCACGCAGGCGUACCUGCAGGGCGCCGCAGCCGGCGGCGGUGGUGGCGGUGGCGGCGGCAGCCACCCGUUCAAGAUGACCACCAGUGGACUGGCCGCGGCCGCUGGCCUGGGCCGGUUUCACCCGUACCACCUCGGCCUUCACCACCCGCUUCACCCGUCGUCCGUCGGCUCGGCGUUCGAAACUGUGACGCCGGGCCGGUGUUCGUAA